Neocloeon triangulifer is the source of this 809-nucleotide messenger RNA. RefSeq names its product C-type lectin domain family 4 member K-like. The transcript is spliced from 7 exons. Gene Ontology annotation, molecular function: carbohydrate binding. Gene Ontology annotation, cellular component: external side of plasma membrane. Gene Ontology annotation, biological process: biological process involved in interspecies interaction between organisms. The coding region runs from base 49 to 735 and encodes 228 amino acids. The record is from RefSeq and is a predicted model, not a curated record. Lineage: Eukaryota; Metazoa; Arthropoda; Insecta; Ephemeroptera; Baetidae.
UGUGAUAGAAAGCAUCGGGGAAUAAAGUGCAACACAAGAGGACAGACCAUGGCUUGUUUCGUCUCACUGCUAUUUUUCCUCGUCGCCGCCGCCCUGGCCACUGAACCUGCAAUCAGGGCUCAAGAAUCUGAUUUUCGGCAGGAAAUACUCAGAAUGUUCAACGAGACAAACCAAAACAUGAACAUAUUGACGAAGCUUCACCAACAAACUCUGGAAUAUGUGAAGCAGGUGGAAAAGCAACAGAAUCAAAAGCUGGACGCAUUAUCCAGAGUCGCCGAGCGCCACCUUCAGUACUUUCUGGCCAACUGCAAUGUCGCUCUUUCAGCAAAUUUAAAGGCGCUGACGAACGGAAAAAAGUACUCUUUCCAUUCAACCGUUAUUGAGUGGGCCAACGCAAGAGACAGUUGCGCUAAGCAGGGCCUGCAUUUGGCCAGCAUAGGAGAUCAGAGCGACGCAGAAGCGUUGUGGGCCGCGACGCAAAACGUUUCCCCGAAUACGUAUUGGUGGGUUUCGGCGAAAAACGCUGGCAGCUGGACCAAAAAGAACUUCCGAUGGCACGACGGGACCAAACUGGAGAUGGACAGCCCCUUGUGGAAGGCCGAGGCGCAGAAGACGGCGGACUGUGUUGUAGCCGCCAAUUGGGGCAACGGCACUUUAAAAGUGGAGGCUAGGCCGUGUAUCAACGACUAUUAUUACAUUUGCCAAUUGCCUACCGAAUGCUUUUCAGCCAAAUAAGUAGCAAAAAAAGUGGUUUCGUAUGCCUGAAUUUUUGAAUUUUUGUUUUGAAUAAAUUUCAAUUUUGGUAACAG